Messenger RNA from Brassica oleracea var. oleracea, 1687 nucleotides. RefSeq lists its product as uncharacterized. The record is from RefSeq and is a predicted model, not a curated record. The transcript is spliced from 3 exons. The coding region runs from base 311 to 1522 and encodes 403 amino acids. NCBI's taxonomy places the organism in Eukaryota, Viridiplantae, Streptophyta, Magnoliopsida, Brassicales, Brassicaceae.
GUUGUAACGCGGUUUUGUUUGUCACGUUUUUUUUUUAACAAUAAUAAAUUUGUUGGUUCGUUGAAAUUCAAAAGGAAAAGAUAUAUUUUUGUGGCGACGAGAAGGGGGGAGGAGCAGAGAUCUCUCGUUCGUUUUUUUUUUCCCGGAAAAUCCGGAAAGGAAAAGCUAACAACGAACCUAAAGGAGAAAAAUCGUUUCUUUCACUCCACGAGUUUUCACCUCUCUUUCCUUAACCUCUCUCAAGCGUCUCUUCCUCGUUUUCUCGUUUUCUUCUGAACAGAUCUUAGAAUAGGUAUAGAGAAGAAAUCAAAUGCUAACGGAUCGAGGGAGGCGAGUUUCUAUUUGCAUUGGGACUCUUGAAUAUGGCAACAGAAAAUUCCGUGGCGGCGGUGGUGGUGGUUGUUACGGCGGUUUCGUUGAUCGGUCGUCGGAGAGAUGCCGCGACUGGAGUCCCUCGAAAUCAUCUGCUUCGAGAAUCCUGCGUAUCUCCUCUCCCACCACGUCUCCGCCGUCGUCGGCGACUUCUCCCGUCUCCCUGAAUUGCUCCUUCUCCAACGGCGCUGGCUAUAUCGAGCAUCGUGUCUCCAAGUUCGAUACUCUCGCCGGCAUUGCCAUAAAGUAUGGAGUUGAGGUAGCAGAUAUUACGAAGCUAAAUGGGCUUGUAACUGACCUUCAGAUGUUUGCUCUCAAGUCUCUCCGGAUUCCAUUACCUGGGAGGCAUCCUCCUUCCCCUUGCUUAUCUAACGCCUCCUUCAACCAUGGAGAGGAUUGUUCCGAGCCAGCUUCAUCAUCAGCAAACAAUGGCAACCUCCAAGACGUGUUUGACCCCUUCCAGUCAUUGAAGCUGAAGCCUUCAGAGACAAAGAUCUCUCCAGCCAUGGACUCCUUGCAAGGUUACUAUGGUCUGAAACCAACAAACAAGAGAGCUUCUGAAGCUUCUUAUCCCCAAGAAGACAAUGAUCAGUACCUCACACCCUCCCCAGCCACCAGUACACCCUUAAACCAGCACAGAAAAUCCAGAAGCUUGGUAGAUGCAGUUAUCGCCGAGGUCAACCAAUCAUCCUACCAAUCCAAGGAAGUUAAUUCCGAUAAACCAACGAGAAGACGCCAAAAGUCCGAAGCUGAUUUCAGUUCGAGAACCCCGGAGCUGCUUCUGAAGAAGGAGAGCAGAAGCAGCUGUGGCGGGUUUUCUGCAAUAGCCGAGAAAGGUUUAGCGCUGAGACCCAAAGCAGCGAGCAAAACUAACUUGUCAGCAGAUACUGGUAGUUUCAAUCCAGUACCAAUCAAUCUGAUGGAUGCUCCUGUGGGAGACAGCUUCUCAAGCGUGAGGAAAUCGUUUAGCGCCUCUGUUCUGCAAGAACCGUUCAGUAACAACAACAACAAGGGUUCAUCAUCGCUAUGGCAAAGCUCGAAGUGGAGUCUGAAAGCAGAUUUGCUCCAACAAGCAGCCAUGGCAAGGUCUAUCUUUGACGGAUUGCCUAAGCCUUUAACUGGUCGGAGAAACAAAAAGGCUAUGGACUAAGAGAAGCUAGUAGGUAAAAUACAAGUAGAGUGUACAUUUGCACUGCAUUGCAUUUAUUUAAAAAAAAACAAUGUGUUGUGAUGAGUGAGUGUUAGAUCAGGCACUAAUGUAUUUUUGUGUGUAUGUUGGAAUUAAAUGUCGCAAUAAAAAAAAUCAUUUUAAUAA